UGUAGUGUCACUAUCGAUGUGGAGGUUAGGCUAGUUCGUUUUGGGGGUUUUGUAGGUUGUGGUGGUGAUGGGGGAACCUUUGCUGAGGUUGUAACUUAAGUUGUAUAAACUUAAAAGAAAUGUGGUGUUAUAGGUUUCAUGAUGGAAAUAAAUUAUUAAACUAUAAAAGUUAUGACCAAGGGCGGUUUGGUUUUCUCUUGAGAAAAUUCAAAGGGCGCGAUGGUGUUAUCUAGAAGUAGAAUACAGUGUCGAUUAUCUGUACUGAUGGUAUUCUUAACUUGCCGCCUUCUGCUACAAACAGAGCCGGCUUUGAGUGCUGUUCUAGCCAGGGAGCAACAGGAUAGAAAUCCGCAGUCUCGUUAUACCAGUACCGAAAACUCAUAUGUAAAAGGCAUUGAUUGCAAGGAUCUUCCUGGUGCCUGUGCUGAUAUUCCUGGACUUGAAGCCAUUAUCACCCUUCAUCAGAAACUGGACGACGAUGCUAAUGGAAGUGUCGAUGUUGCAGAGAGUGACGAAUUUUUACGAGAUGAAUUGCAUUACGAAAAUGGCUACGAAAGACAGAAAGGUUUCCAUGGUAAUGACAAGUACAUUAGUGUCGACGAAUUGUGGAAAAUGUGGAAAUUAUCAGAAGUACACAACUGGACAGUAGAAGACAUUGGUGAUUGGCUAAUCAGUCACGUAGAACUUCCUCAGUACAUUCAGAAUUUUCAGAAACGCUCUGUUAAUGGUGCAACAUUACCUAGAAUGGCUGUAAAUGAUCAACUUUUCAUGACUUCACUUGGAAUCAAAGAUCCUAUUCAUAAACAGAAACUUGCUUUAAAGGCAAUGGAUGUGGUGCUUUUUGGUCCUCCUCGUUAUUAUAACUAUCUAAAGGACAUCUUGCUGGUGCUAUCACUUGUGAUUGCUACUGGAGGUUGCUGGUUUGCUUAUGUUCAACAUAAGUUUUCACAGAAACACUUACAGAAGAUGAUGAGGGAUUUACAAAGUCUUCAGCAGGCAGAGGAGACUUUGGUUCAGUUGCAAGAAGAAUUGUACAAGGCAAGACAAGAGCAGAAAAAUGUAGCAAUUGAGAAGCAGAAUUUAGAAAAAAGGUUGCAGGAUGAAAAAGACAUUUUUCUGAGUAAGACAACUACGGAAAGUGAGAGUACCACCCCAGAAAAUGUUCAACAACUGAAGGAAGAACUAGAAAAGGUCCGAGAAGAUUUACGUCACGCGGAGAAGAUACUGGAGGCGAGCCACUGGUCUCCUCCUCCUGCUUUACAGCUUUGGCUACAGCUAACCCAUGAACUUGAACUACGGCAUUAUAAUGCAAAGAAAACUAGUGCCGAGCAGCAUUUAGCCAAUGCCAAAGAAGGGUGUGAAAAAUUAAGAAAGAGGAGGACCAGCUUACUUGGUGCUUUUAGGGUAGCGCAUGGUAGUACAAUUGAUGCUAUUGACCACCGAAUUCUUCAAGCUAAAGCUGCUCUAUCAGAAGUUACAAAAGAUUUCCAGGAGAGAUUGUAUCGCUGGCAACAGAUCGAGCAACUGUGUAGUUUUCCCAUUGUUCACAAUCCAGGCUUAAAGUACUUGGAGUCAAAGCUGCAAAAGGAAUGUAUGAAUGGACUUAUUAGUUACCCUUAUUAUACAGGUAAACAUACUCGCACUGGCAGCGAGUCUACACUUCUCGACGAAGAUAGCUCAUCAUUUGGAGGAGGUGUUGGAGCAGUACACCAGCUGGUUCAUAACUCGGCAGCAUUAUUCCUGUCCCCAGUUCCACCAGUUUUGGUAACUCCGAUAAGUGAACACUCGAUGCUAAAACUUCCCUCUCGACAUUUACCAAAACGGGACAGUAGCACUUCGUUGAUCUCUGCUGGUCAGCUUUCAGCUUUCUUGACACCUGAUGGUUCGGUUGCUAAUGGUACUGUUACAAGCUUGGGCCUUCCCUCGUAUUCUCGAACAUGUUUUACUUCAGAGCGACCAUCUACACCAGCAGUAACAAGUACAUCAAAAUUAAUGACAUCCGUUUCAACCAAUGCACUUCUAAAAAAUGGAAGUUCCUUGGUUAGUGGUGGGCAGUCAUCAUGUCAGUUCUGCCUCCCUGCAGCUAAAAAUGAAAAUUUAGAAGAAUGUCGACGAAGUAAAAGCCCCAUAUUGCAUUCUUCGAUAUCUGCACCGAAAUUAUCAGAAAAAAAAGACCUAACUUUACCAUUGGGGAUAGCUCUCAAGAAACAUCAUCACCACAGCCAAUAGACAAACCAAAGAAAUUAGUCUAUAAAAUAGUAAAAAGCUACAGCCAAGAGAACAAUCCUUCACCGGCAGAAUCCAGCUCAUCUUCUCCGAAGCUUUCUCUGUCAGAAUCCUAUCUAGACAGUCCUGAACACAAGAAAUCUUCAGAUGCUACAAAUAACAAUGAUAUAUGCACCAUUGAAAGCAAAACCUCUAACCAGGGCUCGCUCGGAAGACGCAAAACAACGUCUAUUAUUUCUAACAUUCGCACUAGUUUUCCAAAUGCUAUUCCAGAUGAAGAAGAAUCUUUAAUGGUCAAUACUUACUGCACUGCAGAAGAUGAAGGAAACUAUAUUCAGGAACAGAGAAGAAAAACAUCUUUGUUCCAUGUUAAAGGGAAGAAAAAGAAAAUGCUUUGAUGGUUAUAACCAUUCAACGUCUCUUGUGAAGAUUAUUUGUGGUGGAAGAACGGACACAGAGAAAUUCUGAUUGCAACCAACAUCGCUUGUGAUGGUUCUUGCUCUAAGUGAGAGAAAGAAAUAUGAAGAUGUUAUAUUCUUUCUGUAUUAGUAUCCAACACUUUAAUGGUGCAAGUUAGAAAAAAAAUUCUCCCCUAUGUAUAUUGUCUUCAAUAGUAAAUGCUUAAAAGCAUAAUGGUGUAAAUAUAUGUAUAUGUACAUAUACAUAUAUAUAUACAUAUGUUAUAAUGUUGUACAAUCUCAUGACUAUUUUUACAGUUUUACUUAUUUACCUUCCACCGUUAAUCACCGACAAACCCUUGUGUGUUAUCAGUUAAAUAUAUAUAGUUAUUAAGUUAAUACUGUAAAUAUCGUUUUUUUGAUGUGUGGCCUUUUGUAUGUUGGAAGGCAAUUAAAAAAACAAUUUGUUUGUUGUGAAGUAUCAUUUUCUCUGCCAUUUUUAAACGCAACAGAAUAUAAAAAAUAUAUAUAUAUUGUUAAAAAUUACAUGCUUGCCAAGCUUACAGUGUAAUACACUUUAUAUUCCCAAUAAAAACUAUUCAUCUGUUUA
Molecule: messenger RNA, 3234 nt
Organism: Limulus polyphemus (Atlantic horseshoe crab)
Lineage: Eukaryota; Metazoa; Arthropoda; Merostomata; Xiphosura; Limulidae
Product: stromal interaction molecule 1-like
Exons: 14
Coding region: 220-2229 (669 amino acids)
Biological process (GO): store-operated calcium entry; activation of store-operated calcium channel activity; intracellular calcium ion homeostasis
Cellular component (GO): plasma membrane; endoplasmic reticulum
Molecular function (GO): calcium channel regulator activity; protein binding; calcium ion binding
Source: RefSeq, a predicted model, not a curated record